Knipowitschia caucasica is the source of this 2946-nucleotide messenger RNA. The record is from the annotation of a GenBank genome assembly. Lineage: Eukaryota; Metazoa; Chordata; Actinopteri; Gobiiformes; Gobiidae.
AUGAGGAGGAAAUAUGGUAAUGACGUGUUCCUGGGCCCAGUCGAGAUGGGCAAGAGACCGAGCCUGUCGAGGGCCUCGUCUGUGUCGAGGAUGGGAAGGGCCAGCUGUGGUCCACCUGAGAUGUCCAGGGCCUGCAUUUGCUCGCAGUACUCCCGAGGGGUCUUUGCCAUCUUUGGCCUUUACGACAAGCGCUCAGUGAACACGCUCACGUCGUUCUGUGGGGCCCUGCACAUCAGCCUGGUGACCCCCAGCUUCCCCACGGAGGGAGAGGCCCAGUUCACCCUGCAGCUGAGGCCAUCCAUCCGCGGGGCCCUGCUCUCCAUCCUGGACCACUACGACUGGAACCGCUUUGUCUUCCUCUACGACACGGACAGAGGUUAUGCAAUUCUGCAGGCAAUAAUGGAGCGAGCGGGUCAGAACGGCUGGCAGGUGAGUGCGAUCUGCGUGGAGAGUUUCAACGAGGCGGCGUACAGACGGUUAUUGGAGGACCUGGAUCGGCGGCAGGAGAGGAAGUUUGUGAUCGACUUGGAGCCAGAGAGACUACAAAACAUACUCGAGCAGGCGGUCAGUGUGGGGAAGCACGUAAAGGGAUACCACUACAUCAUGGCAAACCUGGGUUUUAAGGACAUAUCUUUAGAGCGCUUCAUGCACGGAGGGGCCAAUGUGACGGGAUUCCAGCUGGUGGACUUCAGUAAGCCGAUCGUUAUUAAGCUAAUGCAGCGCUGGAACAAACUGGACCAGAGAGAGUACCCGGGAUCAGAGAGCCCACCCAAGUACACGUCAUCCCUGACUUACGAUGGCAUCCUCGUGAUGGCCGAGGCUUUCCGGACACUGCGACGGCAGAAGAUUGACAUCAGUCGCCGUGGCAAUGCUGGCGACUGUCUGGCCAACCCGGCGGCUCCGUGGAACCAGGGCAUCGACAUGGAGCGGGCCCUCAAACAGGUUCGGAUCCAAGGCCUCACCGGGAACGUCCAGUUUGAUCACUACGGACGACGGGUCAACUACACCAUGGACGUGUUCGAACUGAAGGGCAACGGCCCGCGCAAGAUUGGCUACUGGAACGACAUCGACAAGCUGGUGCUGGUGCAGAAUGAGAACGCGCUCUCCAAUGACAGCUCAGCCAUGGAGAACCGGACUGUUGUCGUGACCACCAUCAUGGAGGGACCGUACGUCAUGUUGAAGAAGAACUGGGAGAUGUAUGAGGGGAACGACCAGUUUGAAGGCUACUGCGUGGACUUGGCCUCGGAGAUCGCCAAACACAUCGGAAUAAAAUACAAAAUCUCCAUCGUCCCAGACGGCAAGUACGGAGCCCGAGACCCGGAGACCAAGAUCUGGAACGGCAUGGUGGGCGAGCUCGUGUAUGGGAAAGCAGAGAUAGCCGUGGCCCCGUUGACCAUCACUCUGGUGCGGGAGGAGGUGAUCGACUUCUCCAAGCCGUUCAUGUCUCUCGGGAUCUCCAUAAUGAUAAAGAAGCCGCAGAAGUCCAAGCCCGGGGUCUUCUCGUUCCUGGACCCUCUGGCCUACGAGAUCUGGAUGUGCAUUGUGUUCGCCUACAUCGGUGUCAGUGUUGUGCUCUUCCUAGUCAGCCGCUUCAGUCCGUACGAGUGGCACGCAGAGGAGCCCGAGGAGGGGGCGGCCGAGCAGGGUCCGACCGACCAACCUCCCAACGAAUUUGGCAUCUUCAACUCCCUCUGGUUCUCCCUGGGCGCCUUCAUGCAACAGGGCUGUGACAUCUCCCCUCGAUCUCUAUCGGGCCGGAUCGUUGGGGGUGUGUGGUGGUUCUUCACUCUCAUCAUCAUCUCUUCCUACACGGCUAACCUGGCUGCCUUCCUGACCGUGGAGAGGAUGGUGUCGCCCAUCGAGAGCGCAGAGGACUUGGCCAAGCAGACGGAGAUCGCCUACGGGACGCUGGACUCGGGAUCCACCAAGGAGUUCUUUAGGCGGUCCAAAAUCGCCGUGUACGAGAAAAUGUGGUCGUACAUGAAGUCGGCCGAGCCCACGGUGUUCACCAAGACCACGGCGGAGGGCGUGGCUCGAGUGCGCAAGUCCAAGGGGAAGUACGCCUUCCUCCUGGAGUCCACCAUGAACGAGUACACGGAGCAGAGGAAGCCCUGCGACACCAUGAAAGUGGGGGGGAACCUGGACUCCAAAGGCUACGGCAUCGCCACCCCCAAAGGCUCUCAGUUAAGGUGGGUGGACCACUGCGACAAUGGGCCACAGCAGCCGCGAAUGGUGCUGUGCUAUUGCCGCGAUGUUUCACCUACCCUGCUGUGCCUUUUCUGCAACUGUCUGACCCGCAUGUCACUGCUGCUACUGCCGACUUCCCCCGCUCCCCAAAACCAAAAAUUCCCGUCAGACAGCGGCUGUUCUGUUACUGAGAGAAAAGCCAGAGACAGCGCGCGGAUAGCCCCUACACACACCUCGGACCACCCCCUCUUUACCGCAGCAUUACCGGGACUGUCCACGGUUGUCUCUGGCUUCUCCCUCUCCUCCAGCGGAACGGCCCACGGACCAGGUGUGCAUGGCAGAAACGCGGUUAACCUGGCCGUGCUUAAACUCAACGAGCAGGGCCUGUUGGACAAAUUGAAAAACAAGUGGUGGUAUGACAAAGGAGAAUGUGGCAGCGGGGGAGGGGAUUCCAAGGACAAGUCGUCUCAAGCCCUGAGCCUGUCCAACGUGGCGGGGGUCUUCUACAUCCUGGUUGGCGGCCUGGGCUUGGCUAUGCUGGUGGCCCUGGUCGAGUUCUGCUACAAGUCCCGGGCCGAAGCCAAACGCAUGAAGCUGACGUUCACCGAAGCCAUGCGAAACAAGGCGCGUCUGUCCAUCACAGGGAGUGUGGGGGAGAACGGGCGCGUCCUGACUCCGGACUGUCCCAAAGCUGUGCACGCGGGCCCCGGCUCCCUGCGACAGCCCGGCCUCGCGGUGCUCUCCUCUGGACUGCCCUGA